GAGAGAGAGAGAGAGGGGUUAAAGAGGAAAAAGAAAAGCAUCUCUUUUUAUCCACAUUCUGAUCAUUAUACCAGUUGGGUUUGUAGUGAAACCAACUGGGUUUGUAGUUUUCUUUGAAAAAGUUUUGAUCUUGAUGCUUCUUUUUUCUGCAAUACAGAGCUGUGCGAAAAGAGAGAACUUGUUAAUAGGAAAAAAAGAACUCCAUUUUAUUUGUCUCUGGUAAAGGAGGAAGGAACUUAGUCCUGAACUGUGAUGGAGAGGACAGGAGUUUGAAGAGGUGGGACCUCUAUAUUUACAUGGUAUGUUGAGUUAUUGGAGUAAUACUUUAUGAGAAUCUACUGGGUUCUUGCAAUUUCUCUUUGUGGCCAGGCUUCCCUGUGGAAGUCUGGUAAGGGAGAAAUUUCUCUAUCAGAGAUGUCUAUGAAUUGCAAAUUUUCAACCGAUUUUAAAGGGAGGAAGGCAAGAGAGUCUUUGGGUGGGUCUAAUUGUGGCUGGAGAUUGAGGAGACAACUUUUUCUUUUAUGGGUUUUGGUGGUUGCUUCUGGGUUGCUUUGGUUUUUGUAUAGCUUGAAUUUUGGGGCUUUGGGGAGGAAGGUGGACACUGCAAACUUGUGCGAAGAUAAAGCUCAAAUCUUGCCAGAACAUUUCAACAUCAGCAAGGAAGAACUUCAUGCCUUGGCUUUUCUGUUCUUUGAAUCAGAUCAGAUUACAUCCUUCAGAUGCAGCAAAAAAUCAGGAUUUGGAAUGUCUUCAAAAAAUGUUAUUACCUGUGAUCUUAAGAAGCUAGAUUCAGAGAACCAGAGAUUUGAAAAGCAGCGUAUGCUGCCUGCAGAUGUAGACCCCGAGGACCAGUGCCUUGUUCAAGAUGAGAACAUGCCCAGGAAGCAUGAACUAUCAUUGUUGGGGGACAAUUCUGUAGCAUUUGCUUCGCAGUUUAUGUCUUCAUCAAUAUUGUCGAAUCAUGAAGAGAAUGUAUCACGGCCAAGGGUCCACGAGAGUCUUGCACGAUGGCAUUGUCAAAGCAUUUCCUUUUGGCUUUUGGAAGUAUGCUGGUGGAUCCUCAUUGGAAUGGCAGUAAGCUGCAAGAUGCCUGGUUUACAGGAAAAAUUGUUAGGGAACCGAAAACGGAAGCUGUUCAUGCAGCAGCCACUUGGUCAGCAGCAGCAGCAGCAGGAACAGCAGCAGCAACAGCAAGGGCAAACCCAUAGUUCCUCUACAAAUGCUAGGAAGAAGUGCCUAAUUAUAUUUGUGUUAGCUGGGGUGAUUGGAUCCAUUUGGUUAUUUUCGUACCUGAAUCAGGGUAUUGUUUUGAGGAGGAAAGAAACACUAGCAAACAUGUGUGAUGAACGGGCUCGGAUGUUGCAGGACCAAUUCAAUGUGAGCAUGAACCAGGUUCAUGCCUUGGCUGUUCUUGUCUCCACCUUUCACCACGAAAAGCACCCCUCUGCUAUUGAUCAGAAAACAUUUGGAGAAUAUACGGAGAGAACAGCUUUUGAAAGGCCACUUACUAGUGGUGUUGCUUAUGCACUGAGAGUUCCUCAUUCAAAGAGGGAACAAUUUGAGAAGCAGAAUGGAUGGACAAUAAAGAAAAUGGAAACUGAGGACCAGACUGUAGUCCAAGAUUAUAUCCAGGAGAAUUUGGAUCCUGCACCUGUCCAUGAUGAAUAUGCACCUGUCAUAUUUUCUCAAGAAACUGUGUCCCAUAUCGUUUCUAUUGACAUGAUGUCUGGAAAGGAUGAUCGAGAGAACAUCUUGCGGGCAAGGGCAUCUGGAAAAGGAGUUUUAACAUCUCCUUUCAAGCUAUUGAAAUCCCAAAACCUGGGUGUUGUACUUACUUUUGCCGUGUACAGCACCCAACUUCCUCCAGAUGCUACGCCAGAGCAACGCAUGAAUGCUACUUUGGGGUAUCUUGGUGCGUCAUAUGAUGUUCCAUCUCUAGUGGAAAAGCUUCUACAUCAGCUUGCCAGCAAACAGACCAUUGUUGUGAAUGUUUAUGAUACAACUAAUAGAUCUGCACAAAUUAAUAUGUAUGGUCCUGAUGUGAUUGACACUGGACUACUGCACAUUAGCAACCUGGAUUUUGGAGAUCCGACUCGGAAGCAUGAGAUGCAUUGCAGGUUCAAGCAGAAACCCCCUCCGCCUUGGACUGCGAUAACAGCAUCUUUUGGAGUUCUUGUUAUCACUUUGCUGGUCGGUUAUAUCUUUCUUGCAGCCAUAAACAGGAUUGCCGAAGUAGAGCAAAAUUGUCAGAAGAUGGAGCAGCUCAAACUUCGUGCUGAAGCUGCUGAUGUAGCAAAAUCCCAGUUUCUUGCAACAGUCUCCCAUGAGAUCCGGACUCCGAUGCAUGGUGUUUUAGGCAUGCUGCAGAUGCUUAUGGGCACAAAUCUUGACACAAAUCAACUGGAUUAUGCACAAACUGCUUAUGGUAAUGGGAAAGAUCUAAUAUCAUUGAUUAAUGAGGUUUUGGAUCUGGCUAAGAUUGAAUCAGGCAGGCUUGAACUUGAGGCUGUAACUUUUGAUCUGCGUGCCAUUCUUGAUAAUGUUCUAUCUCAAGUCUCGACCAAAUCCUGUGAAAAAGGGAUUGAGUUGGCUGUUUAUGUCUCCAGUAAGGUUCCUCAGGUCGUGAUUGGUGACCCUGGGCGGUUUCAGCAGAUAAUUACAAAUCUUGUGGGAAAUUCUGUCAAGACAAGAUGGUUGGGAACCGACUCCCGACUUCAAAAGAAAGCUGGAGGUCUUGGGUUGAAGUUUCCUUGUGGGGCUUCCAACAUAGACUUUGGUCCUGGCUUGCCUGGUAGGUUGGUGAUGGCCUACAAUAAGAAGAUUGUGCAGGCCCCUUGUCUUUGGCAUAGCUUAUUAGUAGGUGGGAUUGUGGUUGGGAAAGGCCUUGGCUUAGGAUAUUUCAGAUAG
Ilex paraguariensis (yerba mate) is the source of this 2907-nucleotide messenger RNA. NCBI's taxonomy places the organism in Eukaryota, Viridiplantae, Streptophyta, Magnoliopsida, Aquifoliales, Aquifoliaceae. The record is from the annotation of a GenBank genome assembly.